Coniophora puteana RWD-64-598 SS2 is the source of this 3001-nucleotide messenger RNA. RefSeq names its product Pet127-domain-containing protein. Lineage: Eukaryota; Fungi; Basidiomycota; Agaricomycetes; Boletales; Coniophoraceae. The record is from RefSeq and is a predicted model, not a curated record. Gene Ontology annotation, cellular component: mitochondrial envelope; mitochondrion. Bases 25 to 2847 code for a protein of 940 amino acids. Gene Ontology annotation, biological process: mitochondrial RNA 5'-end processing. The transcript has 12 exons.
GUCGAGUUUUCUCCGACCACUCGUAUGAAGCGCGUCGCCAAUGCCGGGGCGCGACUUGUCUCCUCCUCACUUUCUUCCAGCUACCUGGACUCCAAUGUCGUAGCGCGGAGAGCACUGCAUACCACACUCCCUGCGUGCAAACGCAAGAAAACGCAGCCUGCCUCCAAUGACGAAACUGGGACGCCUUCGCUCUCGCAACGCCUCGCAGCUAUGAGCUCGCAAAAUCUGCAAGCCAAUACGCGUCAGGCGCUCUCAAAACGUGAGGGCGAAAUGGAGGAGACGCUCAAAGCCGUUGGGUCGAUGAUUAUGACUCGCGGUGACGACGCUCAGAAGGCCAAUGCCACCCCAACGAGCAAAAGCGCGAAGAGGAAAGCCAAGAAGCGCAAGGCCGCGAAGAGCAACGCCAAUUGGGCAGCUCUCGAGGGAAUAGUCGGCGGGGGACAUACGCAGCCCUCACCUAGUAGGCAAGGACUGGGGCCAGGCCUCGUCGCAGAGGAGUGGGUCGACAGCUGGGGCGAAGACAAACUCGUGCCGCAUGGUUCUCCUUCCUCAAGGUCGAGUCGGGCGGCCCCACCGCAUGUCCAUCAUCCGCUUCCAUAUACCCGUCGUAUAGAAGGUCUCCUCGAAAAUGACUCGACGCCAACGCUAGAAGAUCUUCCCCCACCAUCGGACCAGAAACCGAUCGCUUCCCUGGCUCACGGACUAGAUCGUGUGCUCUUCAAUCCCGGCGUUCAUUGGAUGCGGGAUCCCCGUUCAAAGGUCUACAACUUUGACCCAUGGCUCGAAGAAGUUCCGGACGUCAGCGACUUCGCGUUUGAUCGCAUUACAGGAUUCAUUAAGAGUUCUCGGGACAAAGAUCUAUGGUCGCUCGCCAAGCGCGAAGGAAAACAGUACGCCGGCUCGACGUCCUCAUUGACUGGCUUGCUAUCGCAUUCAUAUUUCCUGAUAUCGGAGGACAAGGAGGUGGAUACGACGACAUUGAGCAAGCACUUCUCGCGAGAGCCACAGAACUUCACUCCUGGCCAGCGUAUGCCCGCAUCGAUAUUGCUCAAGCAUCGUGAUGGCGUUUAUACCAUUGACUCGGACAAGGACGAUGACUUUGCCGAGAAGAAUGUUCUGACGUGGAUGGGUACUAUGCUAGAGCGUUUUCUUACGUUGAAGCCGGAAGAGUAUAAGCGUCUCACGCGGAGCGCGCAGAACCCUGAUGCUGAGACGAACGAUCCACGGCGCGAGGCAUAUCGAUACGCCAAGUCAGGCAAGAUGGUCAUGCGGUCGCAGCUGGACUGUGCAGAUAGUCGGUUGCCCGGGACAGGUGUCUUUGAUCUCAAGACACGUGCGGCUGUCCCGGUUAGAUAUGAUAUUAUCAACUGGGAGGAGCACGCGGGUUAUCUCAUUCGGUCGCUGCACGGGCCAAUGGAGAGCUUCGAGAAGGAGUACUAUGACCUUAUCCGGUCGGCAUUCCUGAAGUACAGUUUCCAAGUGCGCAUCGGAAACAUGGACGGCGUCCUCGUGGCGUACCACAACACAUCCCGUAUCUUUGGCUUCCAGUACGUCCCCCUGGAAGAGAUGGAAGAACGCUUGUACGGUGGGCCUGGGCGUGGCGACCUCGUCUUCUCGCGCACGGUACGCCUGGUAGAGCAAGUCUUGGCGGAGGUAACCCAGGUGUAUCCCGGAGAGUCCGUCCGACUAACGCUGGAGAAGCUCGAGGGAACCAAGACGAUGCAUGUAUGGGUCGAGCCUGUCGAAGCAAAGGAGGACGACCCGGCAAGGCCGUCAAUUGUACAGCUAAAUAUCGAGGUACAGAACUUCGUUAAUCAAGAGCCAGUCCGCGGGAGCACGGCCGUCAACUCCGACGACAAGUCAUGGAUGGUGCACUACAUCAUCAUGCGUUCUUCUCUCAGUGAGCGUGAGGUUCGGCGCAAACUCAGCGCAGCCAAGGACCGUCAGUGGCGCGCGUACAGCAUGCCCACCGGUGUGGAGAGCCUCGACGCGAUGGAGAAGUGGUGGCAUAACAUGAACUAUGGCUCUGCGCCCACGCCCACGGGUGUCAUCGAGCCGGUGGAGGAGGAUGUGCAGGUGUCGGCUGAACCAGCUGUUCCUCGGGACGGCGAGCUAGAGGCCGAGUCUAGCUCUUCCGAUGCCGGGCUUGAUGCCGAGGCGGAGGCAGAGGUAGUGGUGGACGCCUUGGAGGAGCCAUCAACUCCCUCCCCAUCGCCACCCUCCCGUCGUCCAUUCGACCCGACUCGAUUCACGCCCCCUGACGCUCGAAUUGAGGCUCUCCGCGACAUCUCUCGUCGAGGAGCAGUUGAGCUUGCGCGCGAGCAUGAGCAGGGCUCCGAGAAGGUCGUCUGGGGCGGGCCCGCUCCGCCUCCCGUCACAGUUGCCGAGGUUGCCGAAGCGCAUGCGGCGCGACUCUUGGCGUCCCAGGCUCGCGCACGGGCUUUCGAGACAGAAGAGGCACGGAGCGAAGAUCCCAACGCUGUUCUCGCUGAGGACGUGGUGUCUCCUGUCCAAGAGGUCCCGGAAGCAAGGAGCGAGGAUGUCAAGGUUGCAAUGGCGCUGUUCGACAGUUCCUUGACGGAAGAGCUACAGGAGGCGCUUGGGAUGGAGGCUGGGGCAAAUGAAUUCGAGCCUUAUCUCGGCGGGUUGCCGCCUUCUGCUACGAAGGACGUGCGAGCGAGGAUGCUGGAAGAGAGGAGCGAAGCCCCCGAGGCCAGCGUGGCUACUACAGAUACAUCCAACGAAGCGCCGUCUUCUUCAGAGUCAAGACAACCCUCUGGGGCCUCCGAUGAUCCUGCGCCUUCAUCGGCGGACGGAGUCCACUCCAAGGGGGAGUCUAUCGCCUAGGUUUGCGUGCUUUCGUCCAUGCUUUCCGUCACAAUAUGCUAUGCUUUUGCCCAAUGUCACACUUGCUAUUUCACGUCGCAACUGCACUCACAUCUACUGUAUAGCUCAUAUAGAAGAAAUUCACACAUAGAUCAUGCCUAAUGACAAUCACAAC